Messenger RNA from Gambusia affinis (western mosquitofish), 3132 nucleotides. Its product is annotated as paired box protein Pax-7-like. The coding region runs from base 1 to 915 and encodes 304 amino acids. Gene Ontology annotation, molecular function: DNA binding. Lineage: Eukaryota; Metazoa; Chordata; Actinopteri; Cyprinodontiformes; Poeciliidae. The transcript has 5 exons. The record is from RefSeq and is a predicted model, not a curated record.
AUGAAGGGCAGAAAAGCCGUCUUCCUUUUUAACGUCCACCAGUUGUCGAGCUCGAGCCAGGAUCUUUUCUGUGGCCCUGAAGCGGGAAAACUCAAGCUGGUGUGGGAUUGGAACGGUCAUGACACAAGGCAUUGUUCACUAGAUAUUCAACACACACUCCGUCUGUCAAAUGUUCUUGUGUUUAAGGUGUGGUUUAGCAAUCGCAGAGCCAGGUGGCGCAAGCAAGCAGGAGCCAGUCAACUAGCAGCAUUCAACAACCUCUUGCCCAAUGGAUUUUCUUCAACAGGGGUGUCAACAUUUUCCACAUAUCAGCUUUCAGAAUCAGGCUACUCCUCUCUGCCCCACGAGAAUGACGACACGAUUCAUCGUCCACAACCACUUCCUCCAUCCACUGUGCACCAAAUCGGUUUGUCCAAUGCAGACAGCGGUCCUGCCUAUGCUCUUUCCUCCAACUGCAAUGGGUUCUCCAGUUAUUCUGAUUCGUUUUUGAGCUCUGCAGCUCAGAGCAAUCCCGUCAACAGUGGACUUUCACAACAAGUUAUGAGCAUCAUGAGUAAUUCAUGCCGUGUUUCCUCGAAGCCACACCAUGACUUCCCCCUGUCACCUCGCCCAAGGUCUUUGGACUCUUCUUUAUCCAAUAUUAUGGCCAUCGGCAGUCAACAGUCAGCUGAGGUCUCUGUGAAGAUGGCGGAGAGCUUUCAUUCAUCUGAAUCUUACUCCCCAACAUACGGCACCACCAGCUACAGCAUGGACCCAGUUGUGACAGCUGCCAGCUACCAGUACAGUCAGUAUGGUCAGACUGCUGUGGAUUACUUGGCAAAGAACAUUAGCCUCUUCAGUCAGCACAAGAUGAAGCUGACCAAUCACUCAGCUGUGCUGGGAAUGCUGCAUGUCAGUACCGGCCAGGCCUACUAGUACUUUAAACAAACGGCAGCAAACCUAACCACCAGCAGCCCCUACGACUCCUGCUGCAACACAAAAGUCACACGGAGGUUUCCCGCCAAUGCCAGUGUUGUUUUUUCCUGCAGACGAAGAGCCACAACACCUCUUGAAAUAUCUCUUCCAGUAAAUGUUUGGUACUUGAUUUGGAGAGUUUAGACUCUCCGUGGUGGUUCACCAAUGCAGCUCCACUGUUCUACAUUUGUAUUAAAUGGACAUGUUUGUCUAGUUUGGUCUUUUAGGGAAAUGUAAAUGUUGCAAACUGUGAUUGUUUUGAAAACAUGCUAUUCUUUUGGGACAUAGUGACCAACAUUCACAUGAAAUAACAGCAGGAAGGAAAGAGACAGUGAGCUGGAGUUAUUCCAGAGUUUAUUCAUCUUUCUCUUAAGUCGCACACCUUAACCAUUAAGCAAACUCAGUGGAAUCAAAAUGAGUAACAUUAAUAUUCAUUUGCUUCACGUAUAUGUUAAAUGUGAAGAAAUUUCAAAUUCUGUGCCAGUAUUUCUAUUAUGUGAUUAAAGAUUUGUUUUUAUUAUUUAAAUGUUUUAUUUCUUAAGUUUGUGCGGUCAUUAGCAAGAACCAUCUCUAAAUGUACUGUAUACUAAAAUUAAUCUCUUUAAAAGAAUCUCUAAUUUAUUUAAUAUUUGAAUGAUAGCAAAAACAAAUAAUACAGGUUUUGUCCAAAUGGAUUUAAAUUCUGACAAUAAAGAGAUGUAUUCCAGAGAAAACGUUCCUUUUCCCCCCCUUUUAUUUAUUUAAAUGCACUUGCACUCCUAGUUUGAAAAAGCUUUUGUUUUAAGUGUAAUCCUCUCUUUGUAUCUUUGUUUCUGGUUUGAAGAGGAACUGUGAACUUUUCUUUCUAACUUUAACUCUGAAUUCUCUCUGCACUUUGAAAGAGGAAGCGGCAGCCUGUGGACACGCUGCAUAAACUUUGAGUUGUCUUGUUGAUGGGAGCACGGCAUGGAGAAACCGUGUGGCUGUCUGUUGCUCUAUCCAUAUUGAUACCUCAUCAUGGUUAGAUUGUGUUUUAUUUUAUUCAUUUUAUGUUUAGCUGGAUCGGAUUCCUGGAAGGUCCAUGUGGUAACGAUACGAACCACUGAACGGAGAGAAAAGAACUGAACUGAAAAACACAUUUUGACUUGAUAAACGACUGAAAAGACAAAAUGAAAUACUGAGCUCUGUAGGACUCAGGUUUUGAUUUUGACAUGCCAGCUUGUCAUUACUCUUAUCGUUGUGGUUAAACUGUAUUUUAUUUUAUCAUUUUCUACAAAAUAAGAACUAUUGUUGCUCAUUUCCUGCCUCCAGCUAAUUCAUUUUGCUCUCACCUCAGUUCCUGUUGUAACCAGGUUGCACCUAGCAACUGGUCUAAAAUACUUACUGAGUCAGGGGUUACAGACAGUAUGACGUAGAGAGAGGUCAACAUCAGUGUACAAGUUAGAGUGACAGGCGUCUGCAGAAAAAAAGGAUGUAUAAAUUGACACAUUUUACAUGUAUUUUGUGUUUUACACCAUUAUGGAGAGACGCUGGCAGUAAUUAAAAAGUCCCAUCUAAAGAUUCAUUACUGACAUACACAGGCUGAACUGUAGGAGAUCAAAUAUCGAUAGUUACUGUUACUGACAGUCCAUUAAGGUUUUGGAUGCACAUUAAUUAGUGUUUAUAAGACCAUUGAGAAUCCGACAGAGGAACAUGAGAGGAGGUUCAGCUUUGACUGAAAUGGUAAAGAAGCUCAAAUCUCUGAGUAUGUGAAGGAUUACACACCUGCUUGUUCCUGACAAAGCUAAGUUAUUUGAAUGAGUUUGUCCAGGUUUAAAGUCGCAAACUGGGUCCAAGACGAGUCAAGUCUGGUUUAAAAAAAAAAUCACUUCCAACCACCACAUUAGGUAAGUGUGAUGAAUGCAUUUAUAUAGUUUUCAAAAUACCACAUCUGUUAUUUUUUUUUUUUUUUACUUUUGACUUGAGUAAUGACUUUUAAUGAAGCGAGAAAAAAAUAAAUGGAAGACUGCAAAUACCAAUUUGUAUUAGUGUCCAGUUUGUGAUUUUGUAUAUUUUGUUUUUUACCUUUGUGAAAAUCUGCCUGCUUCUAUUUGUCUUUCACAGUCAUGAAUUUUUCCAGUAAAGUUUAUUUCUCUUUUUUUUUAAUUGCUUUUUAUUUUUGCAUUUUAAAAUUACACAGACUGUCAUCAACCCUAGUAA